Paramecium pentaurelia is the source of this 860-nucleotide messenger RNA. NCBI's taxonomy places the organism in Eukaryota, Ciliophora, Oligohymenophorea, Peniculida, Parameciidae. The record is from the annotation of a GenBank genome assembly.
UAUGGAUAUAAAAAGAAGAAAUAUUUAAUAUUCAAAACCAUGUCCUGUUUAUCUUCUGGCUUCUUUUGGAUGUGCUACAACUAUACUAAGUGAAGUACUUUGCUAUCCACUUGAAUACAUCAAAAUCAAAUUACAAAUGAAUGGAACUUAAGGUUGUCCAAAAUACAAAAAUCUAAAAUCAAUAAUUGCUGAAACAACAUCUAUAAAACAAUAUUAUAGAGCAUUGAAUGCUUAAAUGUUGAAAAUCAUACCUUACUCUACCACAAGAAUAUUUGCAUAUGAAUUCAUACGAACUGCAUUUACAGGAGAUAUUGUAGAAACUACUUAUAAAAGGAAACUCUCAUGUGCAUCAAGUGCUUAUGCUAUUGCAUUACUCACUGGAAAUAUGGGAGACAUUAUGAAGAUUAGGUUAAUAAAUAAUUAAGAAUUAACAUUGAUUUAAGCAAUAUAGUAAUCUUAUAAUAAAACUGGAUUUGCUGGAUUUUUUAGAGGUUAUUGGCUUAAUCUUAUUACUAUUACAUUAAUUUAAGCUGUAGAAAUAUCAUUAUUUGAGAAAUUUAAGAGAUUUUUUAUCAAAAAUUUUACUUAAGGAAAUAAUACAAUUGGGAUUGAUGCAAUAGCCAGUUUAAUUACAGGAGUUAGUAGUGGUAUAUUAACAGCUCCAUUAGAUGGAUUUAAAUGUAGAUAUAUGAAUCAAUUGAUUGAUCAAUAGACAUAUUGGUAAACCUUCAUUAAUGUAAUAAAAGAUGAAGGAUUGUUAGCUUUAUAUAAAGGAACUUUACCAUAUUGUAUAAAGAUAUCAAUUGGAUUUACUUUGACCUUUGUGCUGUAUGAAUAAUUCAAGAGAUAAAUAAUUUGAA